AUAUGACAAAUACUGUAUUUUGGUUAAAUAUACAUAAAAUCUUCAUAAAAUAAUAAGAUUUAUUAAGUAAUGUCAUAUGUGUAAAUUAAAUUAUAAAUUGUAUUGUUAAAACAAUAUCACAUUUUUGUCUGUGUAAUGAUUAUAUUGACUAACAUUUCAGUCAUUGUUUAAGCGUUACUUAUGGUUUAAAAACGCAUAUUUUAAAGAAAAACAAACCACUUUUAACAUGAUGAAAAAGUUAACAGGCUCCUUCAGGUAUACCCAAUGGGACCCCUGGUUGAUAAUAUUUCAGAUAGUGUCCAUGCAGUGUGUGUUGUACUGUACAAUAGGACUUAUAUUGGCUUUAUUAGGUAGUUUGCUUGGAGAACCUAAGACACUGGAUAACAUAUUUCAAUAUCACGAAAUUCAAGUUCGUGAUGCUGGAGGUAUAAUUGUGAUCUGCAGUUUUGUUAUUAAUGCUGGUAUUGGAUCCAUAGUGAUGUGGUACAUAGUAGAAAGAACAAAACAGUGUAUGGACUUCAGCUGCACCUGGCACUUGAUCCAUCUCGUGGUGUGCUGGAUGUACAAUGAACAGUUUCCCACAAGCUUCUCCUGGUGGGCUUUAAAUGUAGCUUGUGCGACAGUGAUGUGUGUCUGUGGGGAAGUGCUGUGUCUAAGGACAGAAUUGGCUGCUAUACCUCUAUCGCUAGGACCAAAGACUGACCUUUAGGAUUACUAACCAAAGUUGUGAUAAACAUCUCAUUUUUAGGUAAUAAGUUGUGAUAAAAAUAAAUGUACUAUCAAGUUUUCUA
Diabrotica virgifera virgifera (western corn rootworm) is the source of this 791-nucleotide messenger RNA. RefSeq names its product protein SYS1 homolog (gene Sys1). The coding region runs from base 227 to 709 and encodes 160 amino acids. The record is from RefSeq and is a predicted model, not a curated record. Gene Ontology annotation, biological process: Golgi to endosome transport; protein localization to Golgi apparatus; Golgi to plasma membrane protein transport. Gene Ontology annotation, cellular component: trans-Golgi network; Golgi membrane. The transcript is spliced from 3 exons. NCBI's taxonomy places the organism in Eukaryota, Metazoa, Arthropoda, Insecta, Coleoptera, Chrysomelidae.